GCCCCGCCCCGCCCCGCCCCGCGCUUCAGCCGCUUCCCAAGCUAAAAAACAAACUCUCCGCGUUGUGCCCGGGCCUCCCUCGAGCCACAGCCCCGACCCGAACCCCAGGCCCAAGCCCGCGUCGCGAUGCGCGACACCGCUCCGUAUUCUCGUUCCGCGCAGAAACUCCGGCGGUUGGGCGCCUGCCGCGGCGGUUUUGGCCGUUACCCUGAGCCCCGCCCCCACCCUGCCCGUCUGCCCAAUCCCAACCGCCCCCUCGAGUGGGGGCGUGGCCAUGAGCCCGAGUCCCCUCAGGUGCCGGAGGCGGCCGCCCGCCCGAGGCUUCCGGAGCUGCGUCACUUCCGGCGUGUGCGUCCGACGUGCCCCCGCCGCGGGAUGGCGGCUCUGAGAACUUGGCUGUCACGGGGUGUGACUUCCCUGUUCAGGCUCAGACGGUGUGUUCCUGCCGCGGCUGGCUCCAGAAGGCGCUGCUUGUCGGAACUGCUGAGACCAUGGCGCGGAACCGCGGUGGCCGGCUUCGGCGUGGCCCUGUGCGCAGUGCCUAUCGCGCAGAAAUCGGAGCCUCACUCUCUUAGUAAUGAAGCGUUGAUGAGGAGGGCUGUGUCUCUGGUAACAGAUAGCACCUCUACCUUUCUGUCUCAAACCACCUAUGCAUUGAUUGAAGCAAUCACUGAAUACACUAAGGCUGUUUAUACAUUAAUUUCUCUGUACCGACAGUAUACAAAUUUACUUGGGAAAAUGAAUUCACAGGAGGAAGAUGAAGUGUGGCAAGUGAUCAUAGGAGCCCGAGUUGAGAUGACUUCCAAACAGCAAGAGUACCUGAAGCUGGAAACCACUUGGAUGACCGCAGUUAGUCUUUCAGAAAUGGCUGCAGAAGCUGCCUACCAAACUGGAGCAGACCAGGCCUCGGUCACCGCCAGGAAUCACAUUCAGCUGGUGAAGUCACAGGUGCAGGAGGUGCGCCAGCUCUGCCAGAAAGCAGAAGCCAAGCUUGCCGAAGCACAGACGCAGGAGAUGCGCCAGAAGGUGCAGGAGGGCGAGGAUGAGAGGGCCGAGCAGGAGCAUGAGGCCUACCUGCGAGAGGACUGAAUGCCGGAGCCGCUGCCCUGGCCCACGGUGGGAAAGGAGGGCCAGACUCCAGCGCCCAGCACAGCACGACCAUCUCUGCAGAGGAGAGGCAGCAGCUGCUGUGUGGCCAAUCGCGCCAGACCUUGCCCGCCUGAGCGCCUGGGCCAGGCCCUUUCCCUGCCUCCGCCUUCCUGAGGUUGGUUGAUCAACGCGGCGCUCUCCCUGCCUGAUUACCUCACACCCAAACCCUUUCACCAACCUGGGCCACCACGAGGGCCCUCUGUUUGUCACACUGUAAGGUUCAGUAGCUGUUUAACUCAAGUUUUCAGUCUUACUCAGACACCGAGGUAGGACUUCGUAUUUGCUCCCUCGCGGGGAUGGAGCUUGAGGGCGGGGAGCGCGUCUGCUCCCUGGGUUCUCCGCGUGUGUGACAGCCCCGGCCAGGGAGUGGAGCCGGCGGGCCGGAUGAAUCCGCGCCUGGUGCUCCCAACAGGACUUACUCUGACAGUGCCUCACCUGUGCUUUCCUGUGUCCUUGGAGUUUCUCUGUUGUAUCCAAGAGAAUUUUUUUUCCGUUUAAAAAA
Molecule: messenger RNA, 1651 nt
Organism: Chinchilla lanigera (long-tailed chinchilla)
Lineage: Eukaryota; Metazoa; Chordata; Mammalia; Rodentia; Chinchillidae
Gene: Diablo
Product: diablo, IAP-binding mitochondrial protein
Biological process (GO): neuron apoptotic process; intrinsic apoptotic signaling pathway in response to oxidative stress
Cellular component (GO): mitochondrion
Source: RefSeq, a predicted model, not a curated record